AUGGCUGGUUCAAUCGAAGAUAACGUUGCGUUAUAUAAGAUGAAGACAUUUAUCUACGUACCUCCAUCACCUCCUGUCGUUCUCAUUGAUUCAACAAGCUACACCCUCGACUUUGGCACCCGUAAGUUUAUUCAUAUCGGUAUUGACCCUUCAUCAAAUUUCAAAACUGUACUUCAUAUAUUGACUUCUUCGCGAUACGUAUAUAUUACUUCGGAUUUUAUGAAAAAAAUAUUCUCGUUUAUGGGGCAUAUAUUGUCUUUUAUACUAGACUCUCCGCUGACAUAUAAACGAAUCAUAUUCCUAGAGAGCGAUUCGUAUAAAUUAUCGAGUAUGGUAUAUAAUAAAGAAAAUGUAUUAGUAAUCGAAUCUAAGACUGAAGACGGGUGUAGAGUACUAUUGAAUAGAGGAGAUCUGAUACAGCUCCAGAAAUUAGAGUGGAGUAUUUAUUCAAGCAUUCAAGAAAAAGAUAUAAACAUUAAACCCAAAAUUCUCAAUCAAAUGAAUCAAUAUUCUGAGUAUAUUUUGCUCGAGAAAAUUCCUCAAGUGGAUUCUCCGCCCGAAAAUGCACAUGAAAUGUACAUUUUCAUUAAUAACGUUGAAGACAUGCAGUCCAGUCGAAAUCACUUCAUCAGUCAAAUCAAAUUAUGUGCACCCACACAACUAGCAGAACUUUGUAUGGCUCGUUUGAAGACACAAAACUCACCAGAGUCAUAUGACAAGAAUUUUAAUAGCCUCUCAGUAAUGUCACCAAGCUAUUCUCCUGUAAACGCGGCUGUCAUUGAAUUGAAUGACGAUUCAUCUGCACGUGAUGGAUUUGAUCAUUCAGGGAAUGAUACUUUAGCCAAGGAGUUUGAUCAAAUAGACGCCCCACUGUUAUCUGCAGACGAGAUUCUUAGUCCACAGUCGGUGGACGAAAAUGACGGACCAGAUUUUUACAAUCGAUCCUGGCCACUUUCACCAUCUAUGUUAAGAACCCCACUAUCGUCUCAAUCAUCUCUCGUUGAACAUCCAGCGCCAUUUCACAAACGCUCACGAUCAAAAUUCACUCGUCACUCAGCUCCAUCACAAAACGUAAUACGGAAGCUUUUUUAA
This is a messenger RNA of Diuraphis noxia (Russian wheat aphid), 1092 nucleotides long. RefSeq lists its product as uncharacterized. NCBI's taxonomy places the organism in Eukaryota, Metazoa, Arthropoda, Insecta, Hemiptera, Aphididae. The record is from RefSeq and is a predicted model, not a curated record.